This is a messenger RNA of Cucurbitaria berberidis CBS 394.84, 8263 nucleotides long. RefSeq names its product translational activator. Gene Ontology annotation, cellular component: cytosol. Lineage: Eukaryota; Fungi; Ascomycota; Dothideomycetes; Pleosporales; Cucurbitariaceae. The transcript has 6 exons. Gene Ontology annotation, molecular function: protein kinase regulator activity. The coding region runs from base 122 to 8170 and encodes 2682 amino acids. The record is from RefSeq and is a predicted model, not a curated record. Gene Ontology annotation, biological process: regulation of translation; cellular response to amino acid starvation.
AAAGAAAGUCGGCAAAACUGCGGUCUUCCGCCGGCGGCAUCGCAUUUGGAGAAAUUGAUACCUUCAAACACCCCGCCAACACCCCGCAUUCGUUUACUCUCACUCAUGUGGCAGAGACGACAUGUCUGUGAAUGGGGAUGCUAAAUCGCAGGCCAUAGACCGCGCACAGCUGCGGCAAAGGCUUAUAACAAGCUCCACCAAGCGUAGAAGAGCGGAGCUAUCGGGCUUGCAACACCAGGUCGCAGAUGAUUCACUCGUCAAUGCCGACCUCCAAGCGCUUCUAGAAUUACUCUUCGAAACUUACCCACUCUACGACGACCGCGAAUCACGACGAGCCGUUGAAGAAGUCCUCAAAUCGCUAGUCAAUGGUCCGCACGGGGAGACGGUACUGCCCGCUAUUGUCAAAUUCUUGAAGCAGGAGUGUCUUAAGAAGGGCAUCGCACACGUCAAUGCCUUCGUACUGGUGGAUUGGUGUUCGGUCUUGCUGUUACAAUUCGCCAAAUCGCCGGAGCGAUGGUCGAAAUAUGGGCUGGACGUAGCUCUCGCAAACGCCCGGGUGCUGGAAACAUGUGUGGGCGUAGGAACCGACCGGCGAGCAGCUCGCAUCUCGGAAUCUGCAUUGGUCUCGACGCGCCGGGCUCUGCGCGCCAUCUUUCGCUCCGAGGCAAUCGGACAAGACGCCCUUUCUAAGUUGGUCACCACACUCACUGCGAAGGGCUCGGUGUCUACAGCGGGAAAUUCCGUGUUCCUUGGAGUCAUCGCUGGCGUCUCGUCCCGGCUCCCGAUCGUCAAGACGCUUCUAGAGCAACACAAGCAUGACUACUACACCUUCUACAUACGGGAAGUCGUUGGUUCGAGGAACCAACUACCUGACCAUGUAUCGAACGCAUUGCACGACUUUUUUGACAGCUUCCCUACGUUGGAAGAGUUGCGUAAAGAGGUCAUACUGCCCAUCGAAAAGGCUCUGUUGAGAGCGCCGGAAGUGGUCUUGAAUGACAUCGUCUCACCAAUGAUUUUAGCCCUCCCGGAAUCCAUGGACUUAUCGGAUAUCCUGCUCGGAAACCUGUUGAAGCCGCUACUAUCCAACGUCAAAUCUAGCAACCCCGCCAUCCGCGCAGGCGCGUUGCGAACGUUUAAAGCAUUGGCUUCACGAUCGCGGAGUGACGAUGUCAUCGGAAAAGUCGCGGAUGAGAUCCUGAAUCCUCUCAAACAGGGCAAAGUCACCGGUGCUGAUCAGAAAGUCCUGCACGCCCAAAUGCUGUCAGUCCUACCCGAAUUGCCAUCGCUAUCGAAAAAAAUCCCUGCGGGUAUUGCUCCGGUGGCACUCAAGGAGCCGAGCGAGCCAGCUGUAGUAGCAGAGGUGUCUGCAAUGGUCAAACAUCUUACGUUCGGUUUGGCGAAUGGAGAACCUCUUGACAAGACCGUGACGGACGCUUUUCUCAAGGGCAUGGCGGACAAGCGUGUGCCUGUCAGACGGCUUUGGGCAAUCCGCGCAGCAGACAUCUGGUGGAAUCUAUCUGAUGCUCAGCAUGCUCAACAGGACGUACUUGCCUUCUGUCAAGCCACGCUGCCAAAACUGGUAGAGAUCUGGCAAGAGGUCAAUGCGAACCCCAUCCCCGCGACACAGAGCGGCCUAGUGACUGUGGGCCAUUAUGUUGCCGCUCUUCUCGUUGAUAGAGUACGCAACCUGAAGGACGAGAAGCUCGUUUCCAUCUUCAAGAAAUCCGAUAUUCUUUCACAGUCACUCGCUACUCAGCCAAAACCCUCCUUUAUCCUCAACCCAAAGGUGUACUCGAAACUGUCUACUGAGGACGAUGUCGUAAUUGCAGUUCGUGCUUUGACAGCUGUAGCUCCCUUCCUCGAUCAGGGAUUCUCGAAAGGUGCUGAGGACGCAUGGGCACAGGCAUUCAUCUUCUUCAUCGUAGCCCAAGGCGUCUCGGCCAAAGGCAAGUCGGCAGCCAAACAAGCGCUAACUCAAACCUAUCUGCACACAUCAACAGCGAGGAUCAGCAGCAUAAUGAUUGAGGGCUUAUGGUCGUGGUAUAGGUCAAAUGAACAGGGAGACAAGGACAGCGCCGCAGUCGCGUCAAGGACCGGCUCCAGUGAGCUCAGUUAUGUUUUGGGAUGUCUGUGUCUGCCCUCUGAAUCCUUGAAGAAGCUCGAAAUAAGCGUUGACAUUGGAAAUCUGCGAAGGCAGGCAAUGGGUCUGGUUGUUCUAGCGAGGCCCGAGAUCAUGCCACGAGUUUCAUGGAUUGAGCUAUGCCUUCGCAUGGGCAUAGACCCGGGUCAAUUGGUGCGGGAUAAGUUAGAGGGCUUUGUGAGCACUAUCAAUGAGGCUACUCAGAAUAGGAACAAUGACCAGCUUCCGGCUAUUAGCCUAGCAGCGUACAGCGCUUACACUGAUAUAGCCUUCGUAGCACCAGAGGCUGCCUUGCCGGCCGUUGUAACUCAGUUUAGUCAAGAUCUUGACCCGAAGCAGCUGGAGGCAGUAGGGCCAACCGAGGCAGCCAUCUUCCGCACGCCGGCAGGUACAGUUUACAUUGAUGUACUGUCCAAGAAGGCCCCCGUUGCUAUUGACAGAAAUACGAAGGACUAUGACACCCUGAAAUGGGAAGAGGAGCUACGGGCACAACUUGCUCAAAAGAAGGGUCAGACGAAGAAGCUCACCGCUGAUGAGCAAGCCAAGAUCAACGCUCAACUAGCAAAAGAAGCAGUCAUCAGGAAUGAAGUCGAUGCGACGGAGCGGAAGAUGAGGCGAGGAGUUGGUAUUAUCCGGAGCCUCGCUACUGGGCCUCCUACAGAAGCAGAGCAAUGGAUGGGUCCGGCUGUGGAUCUCUUGAUUCAAUCUAUUCGCGCUGGCGCUGGCCUCCUACUCGGAGACUUACCGGCAACCGCGUUCAUUGCAUGUUCGCAACGGAUUUCGAACCGGCUUGGAGUCUUACGCCCCUUUGUUGGCGUGGCUACUUUGAGGACCAUCGGCUCCAUACAGCUCUCCGAUGAGUAUGAAGACGAAGAUUUAGGUGAUUUGGUCACGCGCGUCCUCUAUCGACUUCGAUUCCUGAGUGAACAGAGACCAUUGGAUGCAGUGUCUCUCGCAUAUUGCUUUCCUGUCAUCUUCCUUGUCCUGGAGAAGAGUGGCAUUGGAAGGUCUUCUGCCGAAGAAGCCGAUGAACAGUUAGUUCUGGCUAUCGAGGUCUUAGCAUUCCAUACCAACUCCUGCACCGAUAAUCGUCUCCCUCGCAAAGAUCUGCUCGAGAUACUAGUAUGGUCCAUGCAACGUUACCAGCAGCAUUACAAGAUGAUCAAGGACUGUCUGACAGAUCUCGCUAGCGGCCUCGCUCCAAACAUCACCAACGAGGAGCUGGGCGCACUACUUCGCGGGACCAUCGUGCCGGAGGCUGCGGUUCGAACAGCAACCUUGCAAGCCAUUGACGCCGAACUAGACAUGAACGACCUUAGCUUUAGCGAAGAGAUCUGGAUUGCAUGCCACGAUGAUGUUCCAGAGAAUGUGGAGCUUGCACAGACUAUCUGGGAUGAGAAUGAGUUGCAACUCAAAGCAGAGGCAGGCACGCAGAUGCUACCCUAUCUUGACUCUCUCGAUAAACAACUUCGAAGAGCGGCCGCUCGAUCCAUCGGCGAGAUAAUUACCAAGUUCCCUGACACGUUCGACCCUCUUCUCAAGAGCCUUCAAGAAUCUUACAAAGAGAAGGCAAAGCCGCGGGUGCCAGAGCGCGACGAAUAUGGCAUGCCACGGAAAGUGGAUCUACGAGAUCCUUGGGAGAGCAGAGAUGGAAUUGCGCUUGCGUUCAAGGAGAUGACACCAGGAUUCAAGCCGGAUGGACUGGUCGAAUUUCUGAACUUCCUGGUCUAUGAAGGACCUCUCGGAGAUCGAAGCCCUGCUGUGCGAGAGGAGAUGAUUGGCGCAGCUACAUCAGUCAUUACAACGAAGGCUCAAACCAAGGUCGAACCCCUAAUGGAACUGUUCGAGAACGCGCUAGAAGGACCGGAUCGCAAGUCGGAGAUGUACGAUCAGGUCAACGAAGCAGUGAUCAUCCUUUACGGCGCACUAGGCCGCCAUCUUACUGCGGGAGAUAUGCGAGUUCCUAAGAUUGUGCAAAGGCUUCUGGCUACGCUCAGUACGCCAUCUGAGACAGUUCAAUACGCUGUGGCCCAAUGUCUGCCGCCUUUGGUCCGAACCUCAGAACAAGAACUCUCCAGCUACGUUGAUCAGAUGAUGGAGCAACUGCUACAGUCGAAGAAAUAUGCAUCACGGCGUGGCGCUGCAUAUGGUCUUGCCGGCCUCGUCCUUGGCAAAGGCCUAUGUGUACUCAAGGAGUAUCGUAUCAUGUCGACCUUCAAGGGUGCUAGUGAGAACAAGAAAGACGUCAACCAGAGGCAAGGUGUGUACCUAGCCUACGAACUCUUAUCUCUCAUUCUGGGUCGCUUGUUCGAGCCGUACAUCAUUCAGCUUGUCCCGCAGCUGCUCGCUGGAUUUGGUGACACUAGCGCAGACGUUCGAGAAGCUUGUCUGGAUGCAGCAAAGACAUGCUUCUCGACUCUCAGCUCGUUUGGUGUCAAACAGGUUCUUCCCAUUCUCCUUGAAGGCCUCGAUGACCAGCAAUGGCGAAGCAAGAAGGGCGCCUGCGACUCGUUGGGUGCCAUGGCUUAUCUGGAUCCGAACCAGCUAGCCCUAAGUUUGCCUGUCAUUAUCCCGCCACUGACCACCGUCUUGACGGACAGUCACAAAGAGGUACGUUCGUCGGCAAACCGAAGCUUACAACGCUUUGGUGAAGUAAUCAGCAACCCCGAGAUCAAGAGCGUUGUCAACAUUCUGCUCAAAGCACUUAGUGAUCCGACAAAGCACACUAACGAUGCGUUGGAUGCGCUCAUCAAGAUCCAAUUUGCCCAUUUCCUCGAUGCUCCAUCGCUUGCCCUUGUGUCUCGAAUUUUAGAGCGAGGUUUGGGUGACCGAUCUGGAACCAAGCGAAAGUCUGCUCAAAUUAUUGGCAGCUUAGCGUAUCUUACCGAGCGGAAAGACCUUGUAUCACAUCUACCAGUUUUGGUCGCCGGUUUGCGAGUGGCUAUUGUGGAUCCAGUACCUACCACUCGUGCAACAGCUUCGAAGGCUCUCGGCUCACUUAUGGAGAAGCUUGGAGAGGAUGCGCUACCAGAUCUCAUCCCUAGUCUUAUGUCCACUCUCAAAGCUGAUACAGGCGCUGGGGACCGACUGGGUUCUGCUCAGGCUCUUUCAGAAGUGCUUGCUGGCCUUGGAACUGGACGCUUGGAAGAGACUCUUCCCAGCAUCUUACAAAACGUGGCCAGCAACAAGCCUUCGGUGCGGGAGGGUUUCAUGUCUCUGUUCAUAUUCUUGCCCGCUUGCUUCGGAAACAGUUUCGCCAAUUAUCUCAGCAAGAUCAUCCCUCCCAUUCUCGGCGGCCUCGCAGACGACGUAGAAUCAAUACGAGACACCGCUCUGCGUGCCGGUCGCCUCUUGGUCAAGAACUUUGCUACCAAAGCCAUCGAUCUUCUACUGCCAGAGCUAGAGAGGGGGCUUGCAGAUGAUAGCCACCGUAUUCGUCUCAGCUCCGUGGAGCUUGUCGGAGACCUGCUUUUCAACCUUACUGGCAUCAGCGGCAAGGUCGAGGAAGAGGAGGUCGAGGAGGGAGCAAAAGAGGCCGGUCAGUCUCUUCUGGAGGUCCUCGGGGAAGAGAAGCGAAACAAGGUUCUGUCCGCGCUGUAUAUCUGCAGGUGCGACACAUCUGGUCUGGUCCGCACCGCAGCCAUCAAUGUUUGGAAAGCAUUGGUGGCUACUCCACGCACGUUACGCGAGUUGGUCCCUACGCUUACCCAGCUUCUCAUUCGUCGCCUGGCAAGCUCAAACAUGGAGCAAAAGGUCAUUGCCGGCAAUGCUCUUGGAGAGCUUAUCCGAAAAGCUGGCGACGGCGUUCUAGCCACAUUGCUACCCACUCUAGAAGAGGGUCUGCACACCACCGAUACCGAUGCCAAGCAAGGUAUUUGCAUUGCUCUCCGCGAGCUUAUUGCUUCUGCCUCACCCGAGCAGUUAGAGGAUUACGAAAAGACGUUGAUCCAAGUAGUGAGGACUGCUUUGGUAGACCCGAAUGUCGACGUGCGAGAAGCUGCUGCGGAAGCAUUCGAUGCCCUGCAACAAAUUCUCGGCAAGAGGGCCGUCGACCAAGUCUUGCCAUACCUACUCAAUCUACUGCGUGGCGAAGACGAUGCUCACAACGCCCUUUCUGCACUCCUCACUCUCCUUACGGACCAAGCACGUUCGAACAUCAUUCUACCAAACCUUCUCCCUACCCUCCUCACCUCGCCAAUGUCCGCGUUCAACGCCCGGGCUAUUGCUUCCCUGGCUGAAGUAGCUAGCUCCGCAAUGACGAGAAGACUACCAAACAUCCUUAAUACCAUCAUGGACAACAUCAUCACUUCCAAGGAUGAUGAACUCAAGUCAGAGCUGGAGUCGUCCUUUGACAAGGUGCUCUUAUCUGUGGAUGAGUACGAUGGUCUCAACACUGCUAUGAGUGUCAUGCUCGCUUUGUCUAAGCACGACGACGAGCGGAGACGGGCGCGAGCCGACAUGCAUCUGGCCAAGUUUUUCGCCGAAUCAGAAGUCGACUUCUCAAGAUACUACCCUGAUCUUAUUCGCGCACUCCUAAUCUCCUUUGACGAUAGCGACAAGGAGGUCAUCAAGGCGGCCUGGACCGCUCUCAGCACGCUCACCACCAAACGCCUGCGAAAAGAGGAGAUGGAGUCUCUUGUCGUCUCCACGCGACAGACGCUUAACCAGGUUGGUGUCGCUGGUGCAGAUCUUCCCGGCUUCUCACUACCGAAGGGUAUCAAUGCCAUUCUACCUAUCUUCCUCCAAGGUCUCAUGAACGGGUCUGUCGACCAGCGAACACAAGCUGCUCUGGCUAUUUCAGACAUCAUUGAUCGCACCAGCGCCAAAGCACUACAACCGUUUGUCACUCAGAUCACUGGGCCUCUCAUUCGUGUCGUCACGGAGCGAUCGACGGAGGUAAAAGCGGCCAUCCUUCUCACACUCAACAAUCUGCUGGAGAAGAUUCCGACAUUUCUCAAGCCUUUCUUGCCGCAGCUUCAGCGAACUUUUGCGAAGUCGCUUGCUGAUACUUCGUCCGAUGUUCUGCGAGCGCGAGCAGCCAAGGCACUGGGUACCCUGAUCAAGCUCACGCCAAGGGUUGACCCUCUCAUCGCAGAACUUGUGACUGGUUCCAAGACCGCUGAUGAGGCUGUUAAGACUGCUAUGCUAAAAGCCUUGUUUGAAGUGGUAAGCAAGGCCGGGAAGAACAUGAACGAGUCGAGCAGGAACGCGAUUCUUAGUCUCAUUGAUACGGAAGCUGACGACUCUAAUGACGCUAUGGCAAUCACAAACGCCCGCCUGCUCGGCGCCCUGAUCAGCUGCCUUCCUGAAGACAUCGCCGCCGGCCUACUCAAAUCUCGUGUGCUUACGACUCACUUCAACAAAGCAUCUGUUCUAGCCCUCAACGCUAUCUUGCUCGAUGCCCCAGAAGCGUUAGCAGAGUCGUUCGCUGAUGAGACUGUCUCCGUCAUUUGCCAAGGCAUUGCACAUUCACAGCCUUUCAUCUCGGACAACGCGGUGCUAGCAGCUGGCAAGUACCUCCUCGGAGACAAGACGACCAUGGCAUUCGACCACACAAAGCCAAUCUUCGAGGCUCUGGCACCAGUCAUAGAGCCUGGUCAUCCCGUUGACACGAGACGCCUGGCGCUCGUAGUGCUCCGGACCGUCGCCCGUGAGCAUAAUGAGCUUGUCCGCCCGCACAUCCCGCUCCUUAUACCUCCUGUCUUCGCUUCGGUCCGCGACCCCGUCAUUCCGGUCAAGCUCUCUGCAGAAGCCACUUUCCUCACCAUCUUCUCUGUAGUGGAUGAGGAGAGCGCCGUCUUCGACAAGUACAUGGCCGGGCCGGGCAAGGGUUUGUCGGCUGGCCAGCAGCGCAGCAUGGGGGACUACUUCAAGAGAGUGGCGCUACGGUUGGCUGGACAGGCUAGAGAGAGGAAGGAGGCUGAGGGUGGUGCAGGUGGAUUGGGUUUGUCGAGCGAUGAGAUGGAGGAUGAGAGGGAGAUUUGGAGUGUGGGCAAGGUUGAGCUGGGGGAUGUGUUUGGAGAGAACUAGGUACGAGAGGAAGCAUGACGGGCUUAUAUAUAUUUGGAAGAAGUCACAGACAUGUGGUAUAAAAAGCGAUUGCAUGAGGUGUGGAGUAUUGGG